This is a messenger RNA of Micropterus dolomieu (smallmouth bass), 5623 nucleotides long. RefSeq names its product multifunctional ROCO family signaling regulator 1 (gene mfhas1). Gene Ontology annotation, molecular function: protein binding. The record is from RefSeq and is a predicted model, not a curated record. Lineage: Eukaryota; Metazoa; Chordata; Actinopteri; Centrarchiformes; Centrarchidae. The transcript has 3 exons. Bases 446 to 3568 code for a protein of 1040 amino acids.
AGGGAGGAGGAGGGCUCAGAGAUCUGACGCAGUGUGAGCCUCUGCUGCCUCACUUCCACUCCCCGCUCCCAGGAAGAGACCCAGCGGCUCGGAAAGCCCCCAGAAACACAGAGAUACGCCCGGGGAGAGAGACCCGGAGGACGGCGUGUUGUGGAGAUGAGGACGCCCGUGAGGGAGAGAGCGCACCCGCGGCACCGGACCUCGGAGUCGGGAUGAAACCCGGAGCUGUAUCCGCGGCGGGCUGUUCUCAUUGUGUGCUGAGUGGCGCAGGAGAAAAGGAUGCCUCCGCGGCCACAGACGCUCCUCCUGCUGCUGCUGCCGUCCGAAAGCUCGAUUAUUUCCCGACAUAAACUGCCUGGUCCCUCCUCUCCGACGGAGCGAUUGUUGUUCAGGAGCGCGCUGAUUUCUGAGGCACACCGGCCACCAUGCUGCCCGCUCAGUCCCCAUGAAAACUCUCAAUGAAAACAAGGAGGAGGAGGAGGAGGAGGAGGAGGGGUCCUGCAACGCCAUGGAGGACAAGGAGAACAAUCUGAAAACGGCCAGGUUGUGGAGGGAUGCCGCCCUGCGCUCCAGGAAGCUGCGGAGCAACCUGCGCCAGCUCACCCUCUGCUCCAAAGACAACCAGAUCAUACUGCCGGAGGAUAUCGCCGAGAUAGAGGUGCUCAAUCUGGGCAACAACUCCCUUCAGGACCUGCCAGACGGGCUGGGAUCCACCCUCAACAACCUGCGCAUCCUUGUCCUCCGCAGGAACAAGUUCUCAGCUGUUCCCCGGGUGGUGUUUGAGCUGGGGCAGCUGGUGGAGCUCGACAUGAGCCACAACUGCCUGCGGAGCCUCUCUGAGGGCGUGGGUCAGCUGAAGGGGCUGAAGAAGCUGUGCAUCAGUCACAACAAGAUCCAGAAUCUGCCGGCUCAGAUUGGAGCGCUUCAGUUUUUGGAGGAACUUGACAUCAGCUUCAACGAGCUGCACGAUUUCCCCAGAUCGUUCUGCAGCCUCACCAAGCUGCGGACUCUGGAUGCAGAUCACAACAAGCUGAACCAGUUCCCUCCUGAGAUCCUGGCCCUCAGCGAGCUGGAAGAACUCGACUGCUCCGGGAACAAGUUUGAGGCGUUACCAGCAGACAUCAUGAAGCUGCAGCCUGUCAAAAUCCUCUGGCUCAGUAGUCUCCACAUGUCCACGUUACCCGACACCUUCUGUCACCUGCACAACCUGGAGAGCCUGAUGCUGGACGGGAACAACCUCACAGGGCUGCCUGCUGCUUUUGGUCAUCUGCAAAGACUCAAAAUGAUCAAUCUGUCCUCUAACGACUUUGAGGACUUCCCCCAGGUUAUUUUAAGCAUCACAGGGCUAGAGGAAAUUUACCUGAGCAGGAAUAAACUGAUUCAUAUUCCAGAGGAGAUAGGGCAGCUGGUGAAGCUGGCCAACCUUUGGCUGGACAACAACAACAUCACGUACCUGCCGGACUCGAUCGUGGAGCUGCAGCAGCUGGAGGAACUCGUUUUACAGGGUAACCAAAUAGCCAUACUUCCAGAUAAUUUUGGGAAGCUGUCCAAAGUGAACAUUUGGAAGGUGAAGGAUAACCCUCUCAUCCAGCCUCCGUACGAGGUGUGUAUGAAGGGCAUCCCUUACAUUGCAGCCUAUCAGAAGGAGCUCGCACACUCGCAGCUCGCCGUCAAGCCGCGGCUGAAACUGGUUCUGAUGGGGAUGAAGAACGCCGGGAAAACCCGCCUCAGGCAGAGCGUGGUGAGCAGGCAGCAGGACGUUAAAGAAAUCCAGGGAAACAAAGGAAUCGAAGUCACUAACUGGGUGGCAGACGCCGAUCGCUGUCUUACAUUUCUGGUGUAUGAUUUGUCAGGGAAGCAAAACUACGACCUCAUCAAACCCUUUUUUCUCUCCCCCGGUGCUCUCUAUAUUCUCGUUGUGAAUCUCAAAGCGUAUUCGCCCAAAUACUUUUACGCCCACGUCGGGUAUUUCCUCCACCUCCUCAGUGCCAAAGUACCCCACGCCGUCGUGUGCUUGGUGGGCACGCACGCUGACCUGUGUGGAGAGGUGGAGGUGGAGGAGAAGAGUCUGGACAUUCACAGACAGAUCGGCCUGCAGGAGAAGAGGGACACCCAGAGUCUGAGGAGCCUGGCUCUGCAGGUGGACCAGGCGCUGGAGCAGGGCUACAGCGUCCGCUGCUCCAGCCCUCACGUCCUCUUCUACGGGGUCUCUGACAGGAACCUGAGGCGGAGGAAGGCCCAGCUGCAGUACAUGCUGAACCACCGGCUGCAGAUCCUGUCUCCUGUGCUGAGCGUCAGCUGCACGGAGACCCAGAGGAACAUCCAGAGGCUGAGGGAGAAGCUCAUGUCCGUCGCCGACCACAGGGACAUCUUCCCCAACCUGCACCGUGUGCUGCCAAAGUCCUGGCAGAUGCUGGAGGAGUUGCACUUUAAGCCCAAAGACCUGUGGCUCUCGUGGUGGGACUCGGCCCGUCUGGGCCUCCAGGCGGGGCUCACGGAGGACCGACUGCAGAGCGCCUUAUCCUACCUGCACGAGAGCGGGAAGCUGCUCUACUUUGAGGACAGCAUCACCCUGAAGGAGUACGUUUUUCACAAUCUUCCACGAUUCAUUGCAAUUCUCAAUGUCUUCUUCCAGAGGGACGAGUCCACACUGCUGGACAGACUGCUCUCUGAGGGGGAGAGGGGGGACAAGGGGAGGGUGAGCCUGGUUAUAGAGGACGAGAAGGGAGAGAACCUCAGGGUGACCCACCUGCAACACCAUGUGGAGGGCUUCCUCCAACACGGCCUUUUGCCCUCCAACGUCAUCCGCCUGCUCCUCAGGCCGCUCAUCCAGACCCAGCAGGACCUGCAUCUCAUCAUGGAGCUCCUGGAGAAGAUGGGGGUCUGCUACUGCAUCAACAAACCCCGCAGCAAGCCUCUGAACGGGGCCACAGUGUGGUACAAGUUCCCCAGCUACGUCAGCAGCGAGGAGCCCCGGGCGGAGGCCUCGGCUGGUGGUGGCGGAGGCCUCGGCGGCGGCGGCGGCGGCGGCGGCGGCGGCUCUCUGCCUCUGUGUCACUUCUUCUCUGUGGAGCAGCUGCACAUCCAGUACAGCUUCCCUUUCCUGUUUCCUCCCGGACUGUUCGCACGCUUCAGCGUGCAGAUAAACAGCCACGUGGUGCAGAGGUCGGACGGCAGGCACCAGAUCUUCGCCUACCGAGGUAAAGUCCCCGUGGUGAUCAGCCACCGGCCCUCCAAAGGGAAGCUGCAGUCAGAGACUCUGUCCAUCGCCAGCCAGGCCUCGCUGCCCAACAUCUGGACCGCGUGGCAGGCGGUCACUCCGCUGGUGGAGGAGCUGAACGUGCUGCUGCAGGAGUGGCCCGGCCUGCACUACUCUGUACAUAUCCUCUGCUCCAAGUGCCUGAAGAGAGGGUCGUCCAGCCCACACGCCUUUCCAGGUGAGCUGCUGAGCCAGCCGCGGCCCGACGGUCUGACCGAGGUCAUCUGCCCAAAGAACGGCUCGGAGCGGGUCAACGUGGCCCUGGUUUACCCCCCGACGCCCACCGCGCUCAGCCCCUGUCUCAAGUGAUCCGAGGGCCGGCUCGUCUCGCCGCUGCACCACCAGAGCCUGCACCUCCACCUGUGACUGUCCACGCCUCCCUCAUCAGCCUGCUUCACCCCCGCCCCCCCCAGCUGAAGGCAGCUGACCGGAUCCCUGCUUCACACGACGUUGGCGCCUGACGUCUCCUCACGAGACAUCGAACAGUUUUUAAGGAGCGUGACGACCACAAACUUCACCGUAGCAUCAAGCGUGGCCUGCUGCCUUCACUGACCCUCCACCAGAAUCUCCUGCCUCCUACUUUUUAAAUCUGAAAAACAGCUGCUGAAAAGGUGACGGACUCUAAAGGAGAAUAAUUUUUAACACUUACUGAGGAACUUGUUCAAAUGUGGGCCAGGAGACGACUCUGAGGACUGAAGUAUUCUGCAAUAUCUUGACGUGUUGGACCUGAGGACGGCCCUGAAGGGAGCGGGACUGUGUGCUGGUGUAGAUAUUUCUCUGUGAGGACAUGUUGAGGCAGAACGAAGUGUGGGGCUGUCGCUGUGUCACUAGCUUAGCUUUAAAUUUUCUGGAACUAACAGGAUGUUCUUAAACGCACCGCCAGAGGUCACUGAACCUGCUGCACACCUGGUUUCACGUCUGUACAGUGAGCUGCAGCCGGUUAACUUAGCUUAGCAUAAAGACCGGAAACAGGGGGAAACAGCUAGCCUGGCUCGGUCCAAAGGAAACCAGGUCCACCUUCCGACUCGUCUAAAGCUCCCAGACCAACCUGAGAGUUUGGUGUCUAAAUCAGAGCUAAGCUAGUCAGAUGCUAAGUGACACAGCUGCAGCUCCAUCAUGUCUGCGGUUCACACCAAACUCUAUAAUGCCGGUUUCACACACAACAAGAAUUAUAAAUUAAUAAAUUCCCAUCGUGUUUAUUGCGUGAGUUUGACGAGUGACAACGCUACAAAACACAAUGAGCCAUUAGUUCAGCUGUGUGAACCCAAAAUAAUGAUUUAGCUGUGAUUUAGUUUCAAUAAACGGAUCAAAAUGAAGCUGAAUUAACGACAUCAUGAUGCCGAUUUGUUAAAAAUAUGAAGUCAUGCUUUGUCUGGACUGGUCAACAUGACAAACUAACAACUUUUAAAAUGCCUGUUUUCUGAAUGGAGUUUGGAUCAAUCAGGGCUAUUUGUUUCAUAGCAGCUGUAAUCGAGUAACAGACAUAUUUUCUGAGCUUACCUGGUAGUUCAUCUUCCUCGCUUAUUUUGUCGUCCCAUCUGUAUAAAUAUGAAGUCGUCCUAACACAACAGAUGAGAAGCGCGAGUGAAGAUUUUUAAUCCAAAACAUUAUAAGUAAAAAGUUGAGAUUUCAGCUCACACCAGGGAGCGUCGCCUGUGAUGCUCCACAUGGUGGCGCACUUCACGUUGCCUCCAGCGCGUCCCGUGUGUCGCCCGGCAGGAAAUCGCACCGCGUUGCGUGUGAAACCGGCGUUAACGCGACGGCAGCAGUCAGAAAAGCCUCUUCCUGCUCAGAGGUCGGGUUCAGCAGGAGACGGCGUGACGUUAACUGGCGAGCUUGUUAAUCCGAGGAGGUCGGCGGGAUCUGUACAGAUAUUUAUCGACCCCGUCUCCCCCGACCCCGACCACAGAGUUUCAUUUCAUCAGACUGUUUCAAGCAAAAGGUCUUUGUUUCAUUCUGGAUGUUUUUCACUGUUAAAGUCGACGUGUGUUUGGAGGGAGAUGUAAAUAAUAUCUUUAUUUUUGUAUGUGGACUCGAGCUUUGACUUUAUUUCCAGUGGAUGUUGUGCAUGACUCACUGUGAGAGCACACAGGGUUUUAUAUGUAGCUGGUUCCAGCCUCUCACGGAGCAACAUGAAGUACCAAAUACAAAUAAACCGGCUGAAGUACCACGCAGCGCUGUGUUGUUUAUUACCAGUACCACACAAGUAGGCUACAUGAAGAGUGUCUGUGGGUGAAACUCUACUCCUGAGCAUUAAUAAGUAGUAUACGCAGUACAUAAUGCAGAGUACUUUCAUGUGUAUUAAUGUAUUUGUCAACAACUUCUCCUGUGAAGCAUCUGUGUAUAAAAUAAGGCUGCAACUGA